UCAAUUCGUAUGAAUUCAUAAUUCCACCUAUUAACCCUCCCUAUCACCUCUCGAGCAAGAACAUUCUUAGAUAUUUGAAUGGAAAAUGCUCUUGUUAGUUUAUUUCUACAUGUGUUCAUACAGAAUGAAAUACGCUGUAAAAUUAUAACAAAUAUUAAAUAUUAUUUUUAAUUUAGUUUGUUUUUAUUUCAAUUGAGACGGGAAUUCUAUACGGACUGUUAGAAUCAUAGGAACUUGCAGUACAUCAAGUCGCAAUUUGAUCGUGUACAAGUAUCAUUAAAUCUUCAAAAAUUAUGUUUAUCAAAAUGUUUAAAUUAUUAGCUAUUUGUGUGCUCUGCUUCAAUGUGUACACACUAGCGCGUUCCGUGUCAAUAUCCCAGGUAGGAGAUGUAAUAAUUGAAAAAUCGGAUGAUAAAUGGAAAUGUGAUAAGAUCGAAUGUCCCCCAGAUACUGAUCGUUGUUUCGUUUCAAAAUCCAAUAAAGAAGAACCCUCAAUUCUAAAACGUGUCAAUUAUUGCUAUUCCAGAGACAAUCAAAUAUUGAAACAAUACGUAAAUGAAACACCAGUUGAUCCCACGACCAAAAUUAAUAUGCAAAUCACCACCACUCGUCAUGGUAACAAUAUCGGUGGUAGUAUUGGUAAUUCUGGAACACUGGAGGAUUUCGAUGAGGAAAAAUUCAAUCAUGAAAUGAAUCAGAUGCAAGCCAACAUAAACUCCCAAAUGGCAAAUAUGGAUAAGGAAAUGGAAAAUCAAAUGCAACAUUUACAUUCCAAUCUACAAAAUAUGAAUGAAAACAUUAACAAAAACCUCCAAAAUCAAAUGGAUAAUUUGCAUGAAAAUCUAGCUCAAAUGCAAUAUAAUUUGGAUCACAUGUUUGAUUAAUGAUGCCAAGAUUUUCAGUAUUUGAAUGAUAAAAAAAACAAAUCCUUUAGUUUAGUGGACAAAUCUGAAAAAAACAAUAUGUUAACAAAUGAUUUUGUUGAUUUCUGUUUAUUGCUAAUGUUCUGUUUAUGUUUUUUAUUAUUAUUGAAAAUAAAUAAAAGUAAUUGUAAUACAU
Molecule: messenger RNA, 1059 nt
Organism: Calliphora vicina (urban bluebottle blowfly)
Lineage: Eukaryota; Metazoa; Arthropoda; Insecta; Diptera; Calliphoridae
Product: asparagine-rich protein-like
Exons: 3
Coding region: 294-884 (196 amino acids)
Source: RefSeq, a predicted model, not a curated record